GUGAAUAGUGCGUUUAAGUGCUCGUCAGCCUCCUAGUUCAUAUUCAUAAGCAUAUUUGCGUAACGUGUAGUUCAGUAGCUAAUUUCAAACAUUAACUCCAUAAUUUCUUUAACUGUGGACUGUAUAAAUUUAACUAUGGCACCAGCAGCUAAGAAAAAACAUACGUUUUUAACGAUAGACCAGAAAAAAGAAGUUCUUAAGAAACUAAGUGAAGGACAGUCAAUUCGACAGCUAGCUGCGCAAUACAAUGUAGGUAAAUCUACAAUUUCGGACAUAAAAUCAAGUGGAUUAAAGAUUGAUAGUUACAUUGCUAGAACAUAAUGUGGCCUUGGAAAGCGU
Messenger RNA from Anastrepha ludens (Mexican fruit fly), 339 nucleotides. RefSeq names its product tigger transposable element-derived protein 2-like. Bases 136 to 321 code for a protein of 61 amino acids. Gene Ontology annotation, molecular function: DNA binding. The transcript is spliced from 2 exons. NCBI's taxonomy places the organism in Eukaryota, Metazoa, Arthropoda, Insecta, Diptera, Tephritidae. The record is from RefSeq and is a predicted model, not a curated record.